GCAGAUUUGCAGGCGCUAUGCAGCGCUUUCUUUCCUUGUGAUCGAGAUGCACAGGGCACUGGAAAGCCGCUGAAAGUGGACGUACCUUACGAAGUACUGUGGAAAGGCACUGCCGGAUGGUCUCGGUGUUUUUGUAAACGUUGCAAGCCUGAUCUGCAUGCCACAAGAGCAUUGUUCGUUAGAGCACCCUGCAUUCAAAGUUGCACGUCAUCUGCUUGUUGUUGCGGUGAUGCAUUUGGGCAAGGUGACUCUCUGGACUCAUAAACAUGCAGGGUGAUCCUGACUAAAGUGUGGAGUUGAGAAGGGAAAAUGCAAGUUGUCGGUAGUUGUUGAUGCAGCUGGGUGGCUGUCCAACUGGUGGUGAGGUUUCUCUGGAAGUGCCGCUUGAGGAGUCAAAGCGCCGACCCUUUCGAUACCCGCACUGGCAGCUCAGGGCAUGGCAACUGGAACGUGAGACAGAGGAUGUGACCCUUGUGGCACCUGCUGCAAUGUACAUAGCUCGUUUGCUUCCAUUCUGUGAAUAGCUCGAUAGAUCUCCUUCAAAGCAGCACCAAUGGCAGCUUCUGCAGCGCCUCUUCCCACAGCAGCUGUUUUGAGGGAACUACUAGGAGUGUAAAUCGCUCACACAGAGCUGUUGGCCCAUGGCUACAGCCAUGAAUGAGGAUGUGGUGAGAAUGGACGAAGACGAGCCGGCUUCUCCUAGGGGGGAGAACCCUUCCUCCGCUUUUCCUCCCCCCAGCCCGAGUGUCAGCCCCACCCGAAACCGGCUCAACCUCCCCCCGGGAAUGUCCAGAGAUACUCUCCAGCUAAAUGUAGACCGCCAGGGGCCCCCUUUAGAGCGGCGCGACUCCGCCCCGCUCCAAUCGAUCACGUCUCUUGUUUUCACCGUGCCAAACGCCAGCAACCCCACCGUCUCCCCUACGCGCGUCUCCUACAGUGACCGUUUCAUCCCCAGCCGCUCGGCAUCAGACCUCUCCAAAUUCGCGCUGAUUGACAAAUCCUCCAACGGUGUAACCCUCCUAGACAGCAGAGAAGACGGCGCGGCCGCGUACUCGUCUUUACUACGGGCAGAACUCUUGGGUGGGGAUAACGCGAGUAGCGGCAGCGGGGCGUCGAUCAAUGAGAAAGUGACAUCUGUAACAACGGGAGCGGCCCUGCCGAAAGGCUCGCCAAUCAGCCCCACUAAAAACCUGUUUCGCUUCAAGUCAGAUGCGUCGUCCAAAAGCGGGGGCAGUCGGCCGGAGUCGCCAUACUCGCUUUCUCCAGUGGGGUCCGAUAACUCGCUCACCGGAGCAUCGACGAGUCCCAGAAGAGUGCCCAGGAAGAUUGCGCGCUCUCCUUUCAAGGUCCUUGACGCCCCCUCUCUGCAAGACGACUUCUACCUCAACCUCGUAGACUGGUCCUCCCACAACGUUUUGGCAGUGGGGCUCGGAACCUGCGUCUACCUUUGGAGCGCCCACUCCAGUCAGGUAACAAAACUGUGCGACCUGGGCCCAAACGACAGCGUCUCCUCCGUGGGGUGGACGCAGCGGGGCACGUAUCUAGCGGUGGGGACAAAUCUGGGGGAGGUGCAAAUUUGGGAUGCCGCGCGGUGUAAAAAGGUUCGGACGAUGGGUGGGCAUCGCGUGCGGGUGGGCUGCCUCGCGUGGAGCUCGCACAUGCUCUCGAGCGGCAGCCGGGACCGGAACAUCCUGCAGCGGGACGUGCGCGCGCCCGACGAUUACGUCAGCAAGCUCAUCGGGCAUAAAUCGGAGGUGUGUGGGCUGAAAUGGUCGUACGACGACCGAGAGCUCGCAUCGGGGGGCAACGACAAUCAGCUGUGCGUCUGGAACACGUCGUCCACGUCCCCGAUCCUGAAAUACGGCGACCACAAAGCAGCGGUGAAAGCUAUUGCGUGGUCGCCCCACCAGCACGGGCUGCUCGCCUCGGGGGGGGGCACCGCGGACCGGUGCAUACGCUUCUGGAACACCGCAACGAACACGGCGCUCAGCUGUUUGGACACGGGGAGUCAGGUGUGCAACAUUGCGUGGUCCAAGAACGUGAACGAGAUCGUGACGUCCCACGGGUACAGCCAGAACCAGAUCGUGGUGUGGCGCUACCCCUCCAUGUCUAAGCUGGCCACGCUCACGGGGCACACCAUGCGGGUGCUGUACCUAGCAGUCUCGCCAGACGGCCAGACCAUUGUAACGGGGGCCGGCGACGAAACUCUUCGAUUUUGGAACGUGUUCCCGCCCCCCAAAACGAACUCGUCAGUACGGGACUCGUCGGUGUGGGCGAUGAGUCGAAGUCACAUAAGAUGAGC
This is a messenger RNA of Klebsormidium nitens, 2302 nucleotides long. Lineage: Eukaryota; Viridiplantae; Streptophyta; Klebsormidiophyceae; Klebsormidiales; Klebsormidiaceae. The record is from the annotation of a GenBank genome assembly.